This is a messenger RNA of Xenia sp. Carnegie-2017, 911 nucleotides long. RefSeq names its product homeobox protein Nkx-3.2-like. NCBI's taxonomy places the organism in Eukaryota, Metazoa, Cnidaria, Anthozoa, Malacalcyonacea, Xeniidae. Gene Ontology annotation, molecular function: RNA polymerase II cis-regulatory region sequence-specific DNA binding; DNA-binding transcription factor activity, RNA polymerase II-specific. Gene Ontology annotation, biological process: regulation of transcription by RNA polymerase II; cell differentiation. The transcript is spliced from 2 exons. Gene Ontology annotation, cellular component: nucleus. The record is from RefSeq and is a predicted model, not a curated record. The coding region runs from base 103 to 768 and encodes 221 amino acids.
UGCGGCAAAAAUUUACGAACUCUCGUGGAGACAAGAAAAAUAUAAAGACAAGAAAAUAAAACAAGAUUUCAUUGAUUGAAGAGAGUUUCCUAAAAAUUCGACAUGUCUAAUUCUGCAAAUGGAGUGCAUUCAAUUGAAAAUAUUCUUGAAACUUGUGAGAGAAAGAAAUUAUCACAACAGCUUACAACAACAAGAAAAAUUCAAUGUUUCAAACCAGUUUUGUCGAGUGUACAAAGUAUUGCAGAGCCUUGUGGGUUACCAAAUGAUAAAGAUGUUUCCAAAGAGAUAAGUUUUGAUUACUCCAUAGAAAGUGGUGUCCAGAAAAAAAGAACGAAAAAUAAUGAAAUAAACACAUUUACAGUGAGAACACCAUCACAUAUAAACACAGAACAAACAAGCCAUAUUGAGAUCGAGAAGAACACCAGCAGUAGAAAGAAAACCAAAGCAAAGAAACGAGUACUGUUUACAAGAGCACAAGUAUUCGAGCUAGAGAGAAGAUUUCGCGUUCAGAAAUAUUUAUCUGCGGUGGAGAGAGAGCAGUUGGCGAAAGUCACAAACUUAACACCGACGCAAAUAAAAGUUUGGUAUCAGAAUCACCGUUACAAAAAUAAAAAGCAAAACAUACGGGAAACAGCAGAAACUGAAAAGUUGUGGGACUUCUACGAAUAUGGUAGAAACAGGCAGUUAAUAAACCAAAUGUUCCAAAACAUGAAUUCAACAUCUUCAAGUGCAACAUUAAAUAACAUUUCUCAUGAUAACAUGCAGUGAACACGUGCAUAGCAUAGCAUGCAUUGACUAUUUUCUAGACUGUUUAAAACGACUGGAGUUAUCAAUAUAACUGUAACAUAAACACGACACAACAUACACUGUUUAAGUAUUUCAUGAAAUGAAUAAAUCUAAAAUGAACUGAA